Messenger RNA from Erythranthe guttata (spotted monkey flower), 971 nucleotides. RefSeq lists its product as uncharacterized. Lineage: Eukaryota; Viridiplantae; Streptophyta; Magnoliopsida; Lamiales; Phrymaceae. Gene Ontology annotation, cellular component: mitochondrial matrix. The record is from RefSeq and is a predicted model, not a curated record.
CAGAUGCCACUUCCACAGCACAAGUUAUUGAAUUGCUAGGCAAAACCCUAAAACCUUGAUUAAUUGAUUGAUUGAUAUAUAUUUGGGCGUAAAUGGGGGGAGCUCUCGUCAAUGGCUUACGCCGCAGAUCAUCACUGCUUAAUCCCUCCAUCAUCAAUUGGAUUUCCCCUUCCACAAAAAGUGUAUGCCGUCGUGGGGCCCAUAACACAUCCCUUCAAACUCACCCGUCACCUUCAUCGAAGAUACGAAGGAUCCUGAGAAACGAGAUCCAAUACCAUUAUGAUUACGCUCCUCCUCACCAGCCCGUGGCGCAGUUCGAUAGAUUUAUUGUAGAAGAUCGACCCGGUGAACAGUGGAUUACAUUGAGGGGGAAAUCAGCUGAUGAUGAAAAUAUUAAAAUUGAAGCAACAAUGUUUGAUGGUUCCAUUCUUGUUCCAAAAUCAGAAGAUGCAGAAGAUGUUCGACUUCACAUCAGCAUGGUGGUUGAUAUAUGGAAAGGAGAAACAAGUGAUCACUUUAUGGAGUUUGUGUGCUCAGCUUGGCCAGAUUCUUUAGAAAUCCAGAGACUUGUUAUAUUCAAGCCACCGCCACACCAACAACACUCUCCAUCUCAACCUUGUAUGGGUCCGGACAUUAGGAAUUUAAAUACCCAACUCCGGAAUGAGUUUUACAAGUUCCUGGAUACAAGGGGGGUAAAUGAUGGCCUCGCCAAGUUUUUGCAUAAAUAUAUGAUCAACAAAGACAGGAUUGAGCUUAUACAGUGGUUGGGAAAGCUCCAAUCCUAUUUUGAGAACUAGGUAGAUUUAGAUUCAUCUUGUUGAAUCUUCAUAAACAUAUCAUGUGUCCUUUAUGUUUCAAAUUUUGCAGAGGCUAUUCUGUGCCUUUUGGGCGAAUUCUUUCUUUGUAUGCCAUUUUCAAACAAACAUUUGUGGAUUAAUUGUGUGUUCCGGUGAAAAAGAUGCACAUAUAAA